AUGGCUGAUCCUUCAUCGGAGAAUAAUGUGGAGGUGAAUGAGAUUCUGAGUGAGGAAUUGACCUGGAGUGAAAAACAACUCUUUAAGAAGUUAGGGAUUUUCUCAGCCGGAGAUUUGGACAAUUUUCCGGCGUGGGAGUUGAGAAGGAAACUUCUUCUGAAUACGGGGGUGAAUCAUCGGAACCCACAAAGUACAACGGUGAAUCAUCUGAUUAAAUCUUCCAAUACUAGUUCUCCUAAUUGCAAAGAAGAUGAUCAUGAUGAUGAGAUCUCUGAGAAGAAGAAGGAUUUGCGAUUAUCCACAAUGAAAGUUCAGUUAGCUUCGAAGGUUGCCGCCGAAGCCAGAUGUUUGGUUGAAUCGAACUCUGAUUCUAAGAAAGUACCAAAGAAAGUUAAUGGGUCGUCGAAGAAAUUGGCCCCAAAGAGUAAGAAACAAGAAAAGAAGAAUCCGAGCAGAGUGGGAGCCCUUAGGAAGAAAUUCUUAGCAGACCAAAGAAAGGCAACACUCAGCAAGAAUAAAGAGAAAGAAACAGAGGAUGAUGAUAUUAUGAAGACCACUCUGUUCUGCUCCGAAUCUUCAAUUACUUCAAGAAGAAAGCGUAAAAUUUGCAGUAGUAUGACUAAUUCCCCUGAAGUUGAAGAUUUUAGGGCGUCAAGGAAGAAAGCUCGGGUGGCAACUCUGGAAAACAGCCACCCGAUGGCAAUAAAAGAUGAGCCAUUGAAAGAGAAUUUAAAGGAGAAGAACAUGGGCGGCAUGAUUAAAUCUAAACAAUGUUGUGGAGUAAUUGGAUCAUCAUGUAAUAUGGUAUGUUCUUCUCUCAAAGUUGACUGCUCUGGGGCUCCGAUCGCGAAACCUGUCACCACGGCCACUUUGAAAAGGCCACCCAGAAGAGAUGCUCCAAAGAAGUUAGUACAAGAAACAAACAUGGUGCUGCCAAAGAAAGUAACAGAAGAAGAUCCAGAGGAAGCAGCAGAAAGGCUGAGAAGAGAAAGAGAAGCUUCCAGACAAGCCCUGGAACUAAUGGAGCUAAAUGCCGACGUUUACGACAAUUUUCAGGUGAUGCAAGAUUUUAUGGAGCUGACGGGGUGCCGUGUCUUCGACGGAUUUGGACCGGAUUGCAUAGGGACAUACAGUGAUCAGUAUUAUUUCGAUGAUAAAUCCAGUUGCAGCAGCUGCGUUACAGAAGAAUUAGAAGAAGGAGAAAUAUCUUAGGCAGUUGCUGUAAGACAGUUGUGCUGUGUUUCAAGGCGUUUUGCCUACUGUCAUGUACUCCUUUUUGAGGGUGAAAAAAUGUUACGA
Molecule: messenger RNA, 1299 nt
Organism: Oldenlandia corymbosa var. corymbosa
Lineage: Eukaryota; Viridiplantae; Streptophyta; Magnoliopsida; Gentianales; Rubiaceae
Source: the annotation of a GenBank genome assembly